Callithrix jacchus (white-tufted-ear marmoset) is the source of this 2254-nucleotide messenger RNA. RefSeq names its product popeye domain cAMP effector 2 (gene POPDC2). Gene Ontology annotation, biological process: regulation of membrane potential; skeletal muscle tissue development; striated muscle cell differentiation. The record is from RefSeq and is a predicted model, not a curated record. Gene Ontology annotation, molecular function: cAMP binding. Gene Ontology annotation, cellular component: sarcolemma. NCBI's taxonomy places the organism in Eukaryota, Metazoa, Chordata, Mammalia, Primates, Cebidae.
CUCCUCACUCAGGAGUGCUAUCUGGCUGUCCCCACAGGGAGCUCGGGACCUGCCUGAGGCAUUAAGGUGAAUUCUGUGCUCACUUUUCCUUUCUCUCUCUGUCUGCCUCUCUCACCCUGAGUUCUUAUCUCGUCCUCUGAGAGGUAUGUUAAGUGCUCUGCCAGGCUUGCCUGUGCCUGGCCUGUUUUUUCUCACUGCCAGUACCUCUUGGAUUCCAAUUCCAAACAUGGUAUCCGUCUGGGGUCACCCUUUCUUCCGGUGCCAAGAGAGAACACAUUCCAAAUGGAACACAAGUGUGCCUCCCAUGCUGGCACUCUGCAUUCUGCUUGGGAAAAACAGAGAGCAAGAUGUGGCUGCUUCAUUCCACACUGCUGGGCUUUGCAGUCCUAUAGUCCUACAAUCCCUUGCGACUAUUAAGGUUUUUCUGCUAAGAACCAGAUUUGAAGACUGCCUAAGGAACACGGAACCAAGAGAGCUUGCCAGAGCUCUGCAGGGAGAGCCAGAGCCUUGCUGAGGGAGAGAGAAAGGGAGAGUGAGAGAGAGCGAGAAGUUUUUGAAUUCUCCAUGAAGUGUGCUGUGUUCCAUCAUUCAUUCCCAAAGCCACUGGAAGCAUUCCUUCCCAGGAAGGUGGAGUUGGUGAUGAGAAGCCGGAGGUGAGAAGACCCCUGGGAUUCAUUCAUUUUCUGAAUUUCCUAUGUGAGGACAGUAUUAGAGCCAGUGAGGCUUUGAGAGGCCUCAAAGAUGAGCGCCAACAGCAGCACAGUGGGCCAGCUUCUUUUGCAGGGUUCAGCAUGCAUUAGCUGGAAGCAGGAUGUGGAAGGGGCUGUCUACCACCUAGCCAACUGCCUGUUACUCCUGGGAUUCAUGGGGGGCAGUGGGGUAUAUGGAUGCUUCUAUCUUUUUGGCUUCCUGAGUGCAGGAUACCUGUGCUGUGUGCUGUGGGGCUGGUUCAGUGCCUGUGGCCUGGACAUUGUUCUUUGGAGCUUCCUGCUGGCCUUGGUCUCCCUGCUCCAGCUGGCACACCUGGUAUACCGCCUGCGUGAGGACACCCUCCCUGAGGAGUUCGACCUCCUCUACAAGGCGCUGUACCUGCCCCUGCAGGUGCCCCUACAGACAUACAAGGAGAUUGUUCAUUGCUGUGAGGAGCAGGUCUUAACUCUGGCCACUGAACAGACCUAUGCCAUGGAGGGCGAGACACCCAUCAACCGCCUGUCCCUGCUGCUCUCUGGCCGGGUUCGUGUGAGCCAGGAUGGGCAGUUUCUGCACUACAUCUUUCCAUAUCAGUUCAUGGACUCUCCUGAGUGGGAAUCACUACAGCCUUCUGAGGAUGGGGUGUUCCAGGUCACUCUGACUGCUGAGACCUCAUGUAGCUACAUUUCCUGGCCCAGGAAAAGUCUCCACCUUCUUCUGACCAAAGAGCGAUACAUCUCCUGCCUCUUCUCGGCUCUGCUGGGCUACGACAUCUCGGAGAAGCUCUACACUCUCAAUGACAAGCUCUUUGCUAAGUUUGGGCUGCGCUUUGACAUCCGCCUUCCCAGCCUCUACCACGUCCUGGGUCCCAUUGCCGCAGAUGCAGGACCAGAGUCUGAGAAGGGUGAUGAAGAAGUCUGUGAGCCAUCUGUGUCCCCUCCUCAGGCCACGCCCACAUCUCUCCAGCAGACACCCCCUUGUUCUCCCCCUCCAGCUGCCACCAGCCUUCCUGCACCUCCUUCCCGGGCCAGGAUGUCCAGGCCCGAUAGUGGCAUCCUGGCUUCUAGAAUUCCUCUUCAGAGCUGCUCUCAAGUUAUAUCCAGGGGACAGGCCCCUUUGGCUCCAACCCACACGCCUGAACUUUAAGGAUCAUUGGACUACCUUCUUCUCUGUGGCCAGCACAGCUCUCUCUGUGUUCACAGAAUGGUCACUGAUAGGCACGCCUCUUUCCCCACCCACUGGAAGGCUCCCGGGCAAGGUGAGAGAUGACACAGAAGGUGCCAACACUGUCGCUACAGCAAGGGCCCUGGGUGACUUUGAGAAAUUCACCUUCACAAGCCUUCCUUCAGGAGCAGGCAUUGGAAAUGCAGAUGCACAGAAUCCAUCCUUUACCAGCUGCAGAGUCUUGGGCAAGUUACAUAGCCACCGUGAGCCUCAUCUGAAACAGUGGGGUUAUGAAACUCACCUCACUGUGUUGUUGCGAGGGUCUCAUGAGUUGAUUUAGGUAAGCACCUAGGACAUGGUGUGGCAUCAAGUAAGCAGUCAAUAAAUCACUCAACUCCUU